AUGUUUUUAAACUUACAGAGCAUCAAUUCAACAGAUGCACUUAAAAUUAAACAAGAGCUAAUAGAAGUAAUUAAAAGAAUGAAACCAGAUACUAAUAUUAAGAAUUUUACAGAAGUAAAUGAUUUUACAAAUAGAAUUGAUAAAUUACAAUCACAAAUAAAACAUUUACGAAUGAACUAUAUUUUUAAUUCACAAAAUUCUCAACUAUCACAACCACUCUUCUCACAACUUAGUCAAAACGCUUCUUCUCAAAACACAACACAAAUAACUGCUACGGUAAGACCUUCAUUACUUCUUGCAAGAAAUCAAUUAGAACAAAAACAAAAAGAAAAACAAGAAAGAAAACGCAUUAAGAAAGAGUUAUUGAAAGCAACUCUUAACCAAACUAUACAAAUGGCAAAAGAACUAAAGAAGAGGAGGAAGGCUUUAGAAAAAUUACAAACCAUUUGUCAAUCCAUAGGUGAAGAAAUAGUUUUAUCAUACAAUGAACAAAGUUCUUUGUUAAUGAAAUUCUUUGAUGAAUGUUUGUUAAUAUUCUUAUUCAUGAAGAAAAAUGAACUAAUUAAUAGUACAAUUAACUAUAGAUAA
Messenger RNA from Entamoeba nuttalli P19, 588 nucleotides. RefSeq lists its product as hypothetical. The record is from RefSeq and is a predicted model, not a curated record. Bases 1 to 588 code for a protein of 195 amino acids. NCBI's taxonomy places the organism in Eukaryota, Evosea, Mastigamoebida, Endamoebidae. The transcript has 2 exons.